Penicillium macrosclerotiorum is the source of this 2340-nucleotide messenger RNA. Its product is annotated as ATP-dependent RNA helicase SUV3. Lineage: Eukaryota; Fungi; Ascomycota; Eurotiomycetes; Eurotiales; Aspergillaceae. The coding region runs from base 1 to 2340 and encodes 779 amino acids. The record is from RefSeq and is a predicted model, not a curated record. Gene Ontology annotation, cellular component: mitochondrial degradosome. Gene Ontology annotation, biological process: mitochondrial RNA 3'-end processing; RNA catabolic process. The transcript has 2 exons. Gene Ontology annotation, molecular function: hydrolase activity, acting on acid anhydrides; RNA helicase activity; ATP binding.
AUGCAGUCAUGGGCCGCUCGAGGCAGUCGAGCCAUCUCCGGCGCAGCGCGAUCACUCAUUCAGCCUGAACGAUAUUUCACCACGACCCCAGCCCUCUAUCGAUCCAAGAGAACACAAAAAGCAAAGGAAGUGAAGGCAGCCAAAGGAACAAAACAUGGGGAGGGGGCAGGACACACAAUUGCUAAACCCUUAUCGCCGAAAGGUUCUUCAAGGGUAGCUACUCGGCAAGGUGUUGCAGCUGCACAGGACUUCAGCCGCCUUGUGGAAGCUGCGGUACGCGAUGUACAACACAAAUUGCAUUCUACGGGCGAGUCGAUGGACGGAUGGGGUCGCUUCGAGCGUCAGGUCUUGAAUGCUUGCCGUGCAGGAGACGCAAAGGUGGGCGAAAAAUUUGGCCCAUUACGUCAGUUGAAGCUGUCUCUGCAGAAGGCAUAUCUUCGAUAUGGAGUUCAAGGCCUGCGGGAUGAGUUGGAGUAUAUGCUAUUCGCCGAUAAUCUUACGGCGAAGUAUUCGACUCCGAUGCUAGAAGCCCAGCGCAUGGUGGCCGACUGUCGCUACCCCGCUGAAUGGUAUCCUCGUGCUCGCUCCAUGCAACGGACAAUCCAUUUACAUGUUGGGCCGACCAAUUCCGGAAAGACUUACCAUGCCUUGAAGCGACUGGAAGCAUCGAAAUCGGGGUUCUAUGCAGGACCGUUGAGACUGUUGGCGCAGGAGGUAUACCAUCGGUUCAAAGACCAAGGGGUUUCCGUCAGCCUGGUAACUGGCGAUGACAUCAAAGUCCCAGAGAGCGGGCAAGUGCCGCGAGUUGUGAGCAACACAGUGGAGAUGGUCAAUCUGAGCCAGGAAUUUGACGUUGGAGUCAUUGACGAGAUCCAAAUGAUCGCUGACCCAAAACGAGGAUGGGCUUGGACUCGAGCAGUUCUAGGAUCACAGGCGAAAGAACUCCACCUCUGCGGAGAAACACGAGCAGUUCCGCUUAUUCGCGAAAUUUGCGCACUCACCGGAGACAAUUUGGAAAUCCAUCGUUACAACAGGCUCAACCCGCUGGAAGUCAUGACGCAUAGUUUGCGGGGCAACCUCAAGAAUCUGCAGCGAGGCGACUGUCUUGUCGCAUUUUCCCGAGUUGGCAUCCAUGCGUUGAAGGCAGAUAUUGAAAAAGUGACUGGCAGACGAGCGGCAAUUGUAUACGGUGGCUUACCUGCGGAGAUUCGUACCCAACAAGCGAGCCUAUUCAAUGACCCAGAUAAUGACUAUGAUUUUCUUGUUGCAAGUGACGCGAUUGGUAUGGGGUUGAAUUUCUGCAAGCGGAUCAUCUUCGAGACUCUGAUCAAACGUACUCCCAGUGGUCUUCAACGUCUUUCGGUAUCUGAAAUCAAACAAAUAGGAGGUCGUGCAGGUCGAUACCGCCCCGCUGGCGCCAAGGCAGGGCCGGACGAUGGAACCAAUGUAGGCCUUGUCACUUGCCUCGAAGAAGUCGACCUCCCAUACAUUGCUGAAGCAAUGAGCCUGGAACCCCCGCCCAUUCGUGCUGCGGGCCUGUGGCCACCAGAUUUUAUGUUCCAAAAGCUCGCCGGCUACUUUCCGAGAGGCGUGCCCUUUGAGUAUCUUAUCAAGCGCUUGAUGGAACUUGCUCAAGUCAAUCCAUUGUUUUUCUUGUGUGAUGCCGAAUCGCAAAUGAAAAACGCUGAAAUCAUUGACACGGUUAACGGAUUGCGUACCCAAGAUCAGCUGACUCUCAUGGCUGCUCCCAUGGAAAGUAAAGAUCCUUCCUCGCGCUCAGCCACUGGUGCAUUUGCCGAUUGUGUUGCAGACAACACGCGUGGACGGUUGUUGGAUAUUCCAGAUCUUAACCUUGAGAUCCUAGAAAAACCAGUCUCUGGGAACAAGGACUAUAUGCAUCAACUGGAAAGUCUACACAAAGCUAUUAUUCUAUAUUCCUGGCUAAGCUUCCGAUUUGGAGGUAUUUUCACCGACCGGACUCUAGCUGCGCAUGUCAAGGAGCUUGUGGAAGAGAGAAUGGUCCGCGCAUUGACCGAGUUCUCUGCAAACAAGAAACUGCGGAAGGAUGCUUCUCUCAAGCGCCAGAUUGCUCUGCAGAAGCAGAUCCUUGAUCAACAACGAAUCAUCUCUGACGAAGAUCUUAUAUCCCCUCAUAGUGAAGAGAGCAAUAUCCAGGUCAAUUUGUCGAGAGAAGAUCCGGUGUCCUCAUCCGGUAGGGAUCCUUCAGAUGAACCCUUGGAGGAAGGUUCAGCCGAAGCACCAGAAGAUGACCUCACGGAGGAUAAUUUUCCAGAUGCCUCACCUCCCCGUCCCGAGACCACCAGUACGAAUACUGGCUGA